UCCACUCCCUCAUGUACGACUCAUGGCAUCGAAUUGCAGGCGCUCGAGCUAAGGUACGCGAGGCCGAUAAAGUACAGAAGGCGACCCUACUACUCCCUACCAACGCGGCGCUUUUCCGUCAACAGAAGAAACGUCUACACAGAUAAACCAGUGCGACCGCUAUCGCGACCUACGAGAAGGCCGUCCGAUCCAAAAAGAGCGCCAACUGAAAGCGAAUGCACUUUCUUUUCGAAAACCGUUUGCUUGGAGGCUAUCGAUUAUCCCAUUGAAGCCAUAAUGAGAAGCAUUCGGAACAAUAAAGAAAUGGUCGAUGCUCUACUGGCGGAUUUCAAACUUCAAGACGGUGGAUUUACCGAGGACGAAGAUAUUCCUCAGUCAUCCUACAAAACAGGCUUUAACAACAGAUAUGAUAAACGAUAUGAAAGUCCUUUGGAGACGAGCAAUGAGAUCAAGAGGAGGUACGAAUUCAACGCGGCCGACGAGGCCAAGGAGGGCUACACGUGUCCGUCCCAGGUGAAAUACGCGAGGCCGCAGUUGGCGCGGGCGGCCUCCGGAGUCUGGAAGUACAUCAUCAACACGGGCGAGCACACGCAGACCCUCAGACUGGAGAAGUGCACAAAUCCUCACGCGAGCUGCUCUUUCAUCUCGGAAAAUUAUCGUUCAUCUUGCAUACAAGUCUACAACUAUCAUCGCCUCCUUACCUGGGACUCUAAACUCGGUUUGCACAUGGAUAUUUUCAAGAUUCCCACCUGCUGCAGUUGCCACGUCCAUGGAUACACGGAUCUUUACCCUCCACAUCAAACAGAUCCACCCAUUAAAUCGCAAGAAUUAUUCCCAGGAGCGGAUUUUGCUAUAAGUGAUCAUCAGUUUGCCAAAGGCUCCAACCACGUAAACAAGUACGCCAACAACGUCGACUCGGCCUCGAUGAAUUUCUUCCGCGAAAGUUACGGCAAUAGUGGAUCGGACGAGGACGAGUCGCAGUUGCAGCACUCGAGCAGCGCUCGGAGGCCCAGCGUCGCGAAGCCGUCGAGGCCCAGGAAACCUACGAGCGGCUCGAGGCCCUUCGACAAAUUGCCACAGCAACAUGCGCCCAACACGCGAGCACCGGGAUACAAAGGCCCAAGACCCCAUAGGCCCAAUCGGCCCUUUCGUAGAGAGUCAACGGCGUCGGAGACUCAGGAUUAUCAAGAAAACCCAGGCAAUAUUACAAUCAAUAGAUUUAGCCAGGCGUUAGAGCAAGUCCCGUCAGAAUCAAGUGUGCGAUUACAAAAUGGAGGCUUCGACGAUGAGUUCCAGGAGCCACAAAGGCGAAUAAACUACAAUUAUCAUCCAAUCAUCGAUUUUUUCAAGCCCGAGGCAGCGAUGCUCAAGUCGGAAGAGUCGCUUAAAACGUCCCCCUUAAAGAUGCAAACGAAUAAUGACUCUUGGAAACCUAUUUUUAAGCAAUAAAAUUUCGGAGCACUUCCUUUCAUCAAAUGUACCUGAAAUCUCACUAGCAAAGCAACGAAGGAAAGAGAAUGAAAUGAAAAUUGACUCGCUGUUCUAUUUAUAAGCUUUUAUAGAUAAGAUUUAUUUAUCAAUAGCAUUACGGACUCUUUAAAAUUCGCAACUUCACGCCUAUUUAUUGAUUUGUGUCAUUGUUCAAUUGUUGUCUCUCAUUAGUUCAAUUAAU
Ceratosolen solmsi marchali is the source of this 1672-nucleotide messenger RNA. It is a transcript of the gene NT1, whose product is annotated as Neurotrophin 1. The annotation marks the transcript as partial. The transcript is spliced from 7 exons. NCBI's taxonomy places the organism in Eukaryota, Metazoa, Arthropoda, Insecta, Hymenoptera, Agaonidae. Gene Ontology annotation, biological process: innate immune response; central nervous system formation. Gene Ontology annotation, cellular component: extracellular region. Gene Ontology annotation, molecular function: growth factor activity; Toll binding. The record is from RefSeq and is a predicted model, not a curated record.